Molecule: messenger RNA, 1763 nt
Organism: Trichomycterus rosablanca
Lineage: Eukaryota; Metazoa; Chordata; Actinopteri; Siluriformes; Trichomycteridae
Gene: yy1a
Product: YY1 transcription factor a
Exons: 5
Coding region: 71-1138 (355 amino acids)
Biological process (GO): regulation of transcription by RNA polymerase II
Cellular component (GO): chromatin; PcG protein complex; transcription regulator complex
Molecular function (GO): RNA polymerase II cis-regulatory region sequence-specific DNA binding; DNA-binding transcription factor activity, RNA polymerase II-specific
Source: RefSeq, a predicted model, not a curated record
AGAGACGAAGUGGAAGUGUUUAAGCGCUUCGACGGCUAGCUGGCUCCGUUUGGACGAAAAACAAUCCGAAAUGGCGUCUGGAGAGACAUUAUAUAUAGAAACGGACGGCUCGGAGAUGCCAACGGAGAUUGUGGAGCUGCAUGAAAUCGAAGUGGAGACUAUUGAAACCACCGUGGUCGGAGGAGACGAUGAUGAACAUCAGCCGAUGAUCGCGUUGCAGCCGCUGGUGUCUGAUGAUCCGAACAUCCAUCACCAGGAGGUGAUUUUGGUCCAGACUCGGGAAGAGGUUGUGGGUUGUGAUGAUUCAGAACUGCACACGAGUGACGGUUAUGAGGAUCAGAUCCUCAUUCCGGUGCCGGUUCCAGGCGCGGAGGAAGAGUAUAUGGAGCAGACUCUGGUGGCUGUGUCCGGCGGAGGGAAGAACACGGCGCGCCUGAAGAAAGGCAGCGGCAAAAAAAUGGUUAAAAAGGCAUUUUUAGGCGCUGCAGAGGGGAGCGGACGGAAAUGGGAGCAGAAGCAAGUCCAAAUAAAGACGUUAGAAGGAGAGUUUUCAGUUACUAUGUGGGCAUCGGAUGAUAAGAAAGAUAUUGAUCAUGAGACAGUGGUAGAAGAGCAGAUAAUUGGGGAGAACUCUCCUCCUGACUACUCUGAGUACAUGACAGGCAAGAAACUCCCGCCUGGUGGAAUCCCUGGCAUCGACCUAUCAGACCCCAAGCAGCUGGCAGAGUUUGCUAGAAUGAAACCACGAAAAAUUAAAGAAGACGACUUGCCAAGAACGAUAGCAUGUCCUCAUAAAGGUUGCACAAAAAUGUUCAGAGACAACUCUGCGAUGAGGAAGCACUUGCACACUCACGGACCCCGUGUUCACGUGUGUGCUGAGUGUGGGAAAGCAUUUGUUGAAAGCUCUAAACUCAAACGACACCAGUUGGUUCAUACCGGUGAAAAACCGUUCCAGUGCACAUUUGAGGGCUGCGGAAAACGAUUCUCACUGGACUUCAACCUGCGCACACACGUGCGUAUUCACACUGGAGACAGACCUUACGUGUGCCCGUUCGACGGCUGCAACAAGAAAUUUGCUCAGUCCACCAACCUGAAAUCUCACAUUUUGACACACGCUAAAGCAAAGAACAACCAGUGAGUGGACAAUCUUGGAGCAACGUUUCUAAAAGGACCCUGGACAGCAGCAUCCAAUGCUUUAAAACACCCUUUGUGUGUUGUUUGUAGAUUUUUUUUUGUAAGAGAAAUUAUCCACUGCUGUUUUAUCAAAAUAAGUAUUUGAUGAACUGACUACCCACUAGCCCUUUCGGACAGUGAUGAACUGACUACCCACUAGCCCUUCGGACAGUUCAUAUGGUACCCACCAGACUGAAAGUUCUUAAUUUCCAGAAAGUGUCUUCUUUUAAGGACGUGCAUUUCUGGAUCUUAAACCACACACAUUUCCCCCCUAAAGAGUCCGAACUGUGUAUGUUACGAGCCCACAAAAAAGAACUGCUUUUUAGUUGUCUUUUAAGUGUGCAUAUUGUACACUUUUUAGACAUUAGCGUUUGACUUGAAAUGUUUAUUUGCCCUUAAGAUUUGAUAUGUGUAAAUUAAAUUCUCUUCUUUAAAAAGAAGGAGAUGCUAUUAAAACUUUUCCCCCCCACUUGUGAGGUAUCCUUCACAGGUAUCUCAUUUUGUAUAACUUAUGUACAAAUAUUUUGGAAAUUAUGUAGAUAGUAGAAAUGUUAGAUUUGUGUUUAACCAAUUAAAACAAUUUUAUUCAA